Messenger RNA from Nothoprocta perdicaria, 3556 nucleotides. RefSeq names its product CKLF like MARVEL transmembrane domain containing 6 (gene CMTM6). Lineage: Eukaryota; Metazoa; Chordata; Aves; Tinamiformes; Tinamidae. The record is from RefSeq and is a predicted model, not a curated record. Bases 33 to 578 code for a protein of 181 amino acids. The transcript has 4 exons.
UUUCCCGCAGCCCGGGCGGCGGGAGCGCGGCUAUGGACAACGGCGGCGUCUACAACGCGACCACGGAGCCGCAGCGCAAGGCGCCGCGCGGCCGCUGCGCCUGCACCCUGCGCCACCUGCGCGGCUGGCCGCAGCGCGCCGCCAAGGCGCUCCAGGCGCUCUUCUCCCUGCUGGCGGUGAUUUGUGAGGAGGCCGUGGCGAGCUGCCUCCGCUGCGGCGGCCUCUACGUCUUCGAGUUCACGAGCUGCAGCGCGCUGCUGCUCAGCCUGCUCGCCCUCUGCCUCCACUGCACCGCGGCCUACGAGGCGCUCGGCGGCCACAACGUGCGCAGGCUGAAUUUUUAUGCUAUGCCAAGCAUAGGUGCCGUGUUCCUGUUAGCUUCGGUAGUGCUUGCUGCAACCAGCUCUGGAUCUCAUUUAGAAAAAGCUGCAUGUGCAUUUGGGUUUUUUGCAAGUACUGCUUUUUUAGCAGAAGGGAUUAUGAAUUAUUUGGAUAAACGGAAAGAAGCCACUGAAAGUCGUUCGGAAAACCCUGUCCGCGUUCAGACCGCCACAGAGAAUCAGCCACUGAAUAAGUAAAGCUAAGCCUGGCAGGUUGUUUUCUAACUGAGCAAACUAAAAGUUUCCAUGCACUGUAAAUAACUUACUCCAUGCAUUGUAAAUAACUUAUUCUCUCUUUUCCUACUAAUCAGUUCUGUAAGCGUUGCUCGUCACAAGUUUUGGUAGAUCCUUCAGUCUAGCAGUGGUGUCUGGGCAUCAUGUGCUAUAUAAUUCCAGAGGUAACUGAUCCUGCUUAAUAACUGCCUAAGUGUAUCUGCCAGGGAUAUGCCCUGGCAUAUACUAAAAAAAUUGUGCCUAGUUUGAAUAAUUUCAGGGCAAUAGAGUGUGCUGAUCUGACUCUCAGUACGGAUGAUUAUUAAAAGAUAAUUUAUGGUGUAUAAAUUCAGGGUUAUGUUCUAAAGAGAUUUUCUACAUAAAUGGACUAGAUACUUCUGUUACUAAUCACAAACUGUAUUUUUUUUACACACUGAUCAAACUGUGAAUGGAAAAAGGGACAGCUAGUUGCAGCCUCACAAGAAAUCCUGAUCCUUCCAUUAGGGUUUUCAUUUUGCUUUUACUACUCGGCACAGUUCUGUCCAUGGAGCUCAGUUUAAUGAAACGGGUUUUUACGGGACAGUUCUGUCCAUGGAGCUCAGUUUAAUGAAACGGGUUUUUACAGGCAAUAGUUUAAUCCUAUAUUAGAGAGACAGCUCUGCAUCCCACGGUUGCCGAUGUUUAACACUGGAUGCCAGAAUCUCCUUCCCUAUUGUUUCAAAGGCAAGAAAAGCUGCAAGGAAAAGGUUGGAGGACAAAUACUUGCAAGAAUUAACCUAAAAAAGUAGCAGCUGGGAAUACCAUGGGACAAAUAUACCAGCAUUUCAGCACUGCCAGCCCAACAUCAUGCUGGGGGUGCAGGCCAACAAGGAGCUCUGCCAGAGGUCUCCCGAAUUCCAGCAUGCAUUUUGCCUAUGGAUAUGCUGCUGGUUUGAGCCUUUCUGCUCCUGGCUGGCACCGCUGGGGAGCCGAUGGGUAACACGCGAUUCCGAGAGUCACAGGGAGUCCUGUGUCCCUGCCCUGUCGGCAAAGCAGCAGGAUGAGAGAGACGCGAGGGGCCGAGCAAGCAAUGGGCUCAGAGCAGGAGGUCAUGGCCAAAGGAGAGGCGGCCAAGAGACCUUUCGUCCAGGUGUCCCAGGGAGAAAGGAACCCGCUUGGAGGACGGCGGAGCAGAGGCUGUUCCGACAGCCAGCACAAAUGAGCAAAGUGUGCUGAAGCAGAACCGGAUCUUGCCCGACUUCCCGUGACGUUUGCCCUGUCUUCUUGGCUCCAGUUCUGCAGGGCCCUAAUGUGAGAGAUUCCCAGAACUGGGAAUCGUGUAAGCUGAGGUGGCAUCACGGCGACUAAGCCCCGCCAAAGGUUGCCGAGCAUUGCUGUCCUUGGAAUGGGAGGAGGAAGCUGAGACAAAGCUCCGUGCAGGAGCGUCGGAGUCGCUCCGGUGGCGCCGCGCUCCCGUGAACGUGACGCCACUUGUUGGUGACGUUUUCUCUUUGUGCUCCCAGACCUUAAUCCCAACACUACGCUUUGCUGGGGAUCUGAGGCAUCAGGUGGAAGCUGCAGCUUGGGUUCAGAGCCAUCUAUAAAAUACUUGCUUUCCUUCAGGGAGCUUCCUGCUUUGCGAAGAAGAAACCUCCUCUUUGGACUGUUGUGUUCUAUUUAUUUGUGUCCGUUUGUAUUAAAACUUGAUGUUGAUGGCCGUAACUUUCUCUCAAAACUAGGUAGAUAGAGAUAUGUUUUGUUUACAAGCAACGUUGCUGGUGAUGUGAACUAUCCAAAAGGAAAAGCCUCUGUCAUAGCUGUAGCUUCUUCCUUUUGGGUGCGUGUCCGUAUCUGGGAUUAACAUUCUCAGAUUUCUUUCUUUCUUUCCCACUUAUAUCCCAGGAUACUACUGGAUUUGUAUUUGUAUCAAAAUGGCCGUAGCCUCUAAGGCUUGAUACAUAAUUAAACUAUAGGUAUUACGUAACAAUAAGACUGUGCUGCUGCUAUUUAUUAAGCCAUGCAGCACGAAGGCAGGGCUUUACCCUCAGUUAACUUUGCCUUCACACUUUAACCUUUCUCAUCUUGAAAGCACAUGGCGAGCUGUGGUUCUCUGCUGUUUCCCUGUAGGUUUUCACCCUGCCCAAGUGCUGUUUCCUCCCUAAAUGAUGGGUGUUGCGGGGGACCUGUCCCGUCCCAUCCCCUCAGUGAGUGGCAGGCCCUGCUGAUGCUGCGCUGUGCCGAGGGCGCCGUGUAGCACAGGUUGCAGCACUGCGCUGGUGCCGAGGGCAUCCUCGGCCCCCGUUGGACUGCUCCUUAGCCCCAGUUUCUGCAUGUGCUGCCCACUGCGGCUGUAGCUGUCCCAAGCGGCCGUUCCUGGCCGCUCUGCUGCUCCGCAUACCCCUGCCCCGAGGAAGGCCCCGAUCCAGGCUCUGGAGGUCCCUGCUCUUGGUCACACCGACACUGGAGGGUGCGGCGGGAGCUGCACGAAGGGUCUGGAUCUGCAGCUCUGUGCCUGUGACUGGGUGUCCCGUGUUCCUCCCGGGCUGUCAGCAGAGGCUCCCCAGCCUGCAGGAGCUGGGGCUGCUGUGAUCAAAGGCGCUGUUGCCCGUGCUGAAGCGACCUGCGCUGGGCUGCACAGAGGCAGCUCGGGGCCACACCAGGGGGAUGAGCAACCUGCUCCCCAUCUCCCCUUUGCUUGCAGGUGAGCACCGUGCGCCACGUGGAGCACGAGUGAAGCCUGUGGCCAGGCUGCCAACUUCCCUGUGCAUCCUGGAGGCAGCUCCGUGUCCUCCCCUUGGCCCACAUUACUGUUACAAUCCUCAUCUUUAUCCUUCGGGCUCAAAUGCAUGAAGGGAUCGUGCUAUCAGUCUGCUCUUGAAAACCGCAGGGGAGGGUUGACGUCUGUUACAAUUCAGUCCUACUCCUACCCCCUCCACCUCAAAACUGCAGGGAUUUUUAUCCCGCGCAAUUCCCAGAGCCUUGCA